CCUUCACGGGAAACGCGCUCCUGCCAAAGCACGGAGGGGAGGUGGGGGGGGGGGGGAGGGAAGAUAAAAUCAAAACGGCCUUGUGGCACGGAGAAGUGCUGGAGAGCUGUCGGUGAUGCAGCACACACGGUGCACCUGUGUGGGCUGCUGGGUGCGUGUCACCCCGCUGACAUUGCCUGUAAUUGCUGGGAACAAGUUGGGGAUAAACUGCAGACGCAGCCUGGAUCCAGCACGGGCUGGUUCAGAGCGUUGCACUCGCUUUUUAUGGUGUUCUUAAUUAUUUCUUCUCCUUUUCUCAUGACUGAAGUCGCAAGAAAACGUGUGUUGGAAAACUUCUUACCGUAAUAGUUAAUCUCUUUAUGGCAAAACCACAGCUCUCUGUUUCCUUGGUAGCACCUCUCAGUACAGGAGCUCAGGUUCCCGAGUGAUGUCAGUGCUGGAGCACCGCAGUGACUCUGUGAUGGAAUCGGUCCCACCGGGUGUUGGGCUGCACAACGUGUGCUGUAGGAACUUUGGUUCAGUAGCUGGCUGAGAUAAUCCUGCGGCUGCUCCUACGUGAGCAGUAGGGAGAUAGGAACACAGGAGCUGCUUUUCCCUUUCACCAUACGUGUUUCUGAGCAGGUUUUUUCCACCCAAACUUGAAGAGAGCUUGCAGUUUCUCAUCACAGAUGCACAGGGAGCGGUCUGUAGUAGGAAAAUCCAUCAGGGAUUAAAUUCGGUGGGCUUUCGUUCUUUUCUCUUCUAAAAAUACGACUGAAAAGCGUUCCUGUGAGUCCGGCUGACAGCAUUGUGCUGUCACAGAGGACUGAUCCUCGCAGGAGGCUCCUUGAAUUGAUGAAAGCAGAAAGGGCUGAUGCUGAAAAGAGGUUUAGAAACAUGAGGAGAAGCGAAGCUGCUUUGACUGGGAAGCGAAUUCAUUUAAGUAAAUGCAAAAAGCUGUGAGGAAGACUUGCGAUAUUUCUCAACUAUUUUAAGAAGCCAUAUUGAGUUCAAGUCUAACCAGCCUGAUGGCCUGGAGAGCAAGGAUGCAUAUCAGUGGAACAAGAAUUAAGUAAAAAUAGAUAGAUCUGACAUAAUGGAUGACACGGGGGAGACGUGAUGCUGAAAGAUGCUGGCGUGUUUUCUGUGCCUUCUUGCUUAGCAUGUAUCUUAUUUGUUGCACGUCGUGGCUUUUGAAGUGUAAAGAAGUAGAUCUCAUUUUGUGCUGAGAUGAAAGAAAAGGCAGGUGCUGGAAUCCUCCAAGGCUCAGUUCUGCGUUGGUGCUGACAUUACAGGGUGACCUUACCCACUGUACCCCCUCUCAUCCUCUGGAUUUUUGGAGUGAAUAACUGAGUGCCCUCAGCACCGAGUGCGUGCUGCUUAAUCACACGGUGGUUUUGAUCCCUUGCUUUCUGGAGCUUGGGUAUUUGCUUCGAUUUAAGUCUUAUUUGUAUUUGUUUCAAGUUGUCCUCAUAUAGAUCACUAUUUUAUCUACGUUUGCUCCUGAUAGCAGAGCUUCUCCCAAGAACUAAAGAAACUGCGUUGUCCAGAAAUGCAGACAGCUGUAAAAUCACACACUGGUGCACCUGGACGUGGGAUGGGAACUUCUCUUUUUUUCCUAAGCACAGCAUUUUGCACUCUGCCUUGUCCAUUCUCCAUUUUCAUGUCUUCUUCCCCAUUUUUGACCCGGAGCCACUCCUGGAUGGGCAUGGGGCAGGAGAUGGGUGCUGCUGGCAGCUUGCUCCCACCCCACGGCCCCAAAGCAGCAUCGGUGCCUGAUGGGAGCAUGUUGUGUCCCACACCACCAGGCACCCUCAUCUGCAGCCCCCGACCCACACUGAUUUAUGGAGAUGGGUGAUGAAGUAAUGUCCAUUUUGUGUUUCUCUAAAGCUCAGUAAUUUCCAGGAUUCGGGGAUUUAUGGAAUUACUAAAUACACCACUGAGAGCAAAGCCAAAGCCUGACUCGCUUGAUUUAUUGAACAGACGGCUGGAACUGUUAAAUAAUUGCCUUAGGAGCGUGUGGGAGCUCACAGAGAAGCUGCAUUAAAAAAGCAGUGCUGUGGUUGAUCCAGACCCUACAGACCCCUUUUCAGGCUGUGGUUGAUCCAGCUUUAUAGACCCCACAGACCCCUUUUCAGUGCAUUCUGUCUCUCCACACCCCCCCACUCGUUCUGUACUCAGUGUAUGCUUCUAAUUGUCUUCCUGUUGUGCUCAGUAACGAUGUUCAGUUUGUUUAUUCCCAGUGCUGGACUUGUUUACGCUGCGUUGGGAGAUCAGUUCAAAUUCCCAGGGAUGGUGAAGAAAACUUUGAUGUUUGGUCCCAGGAAUAAUAAUAUCCCAUGAACGUGUUUGGGUGGGAUGAAGCCUUGGGCUGGCACUGAGUACAACAGAUCAUCAAUUAGUGAAGUUGCAGAUGAAGGACGAUAAAGACUCCUCCAACAGUGACAGGUGCUAUUAUACACUUCAACCACUUCCACUUAAGUCAAGAAGGGAACAAAUUAAGGUUUUACAUACUUCCACCUAGUGUGCGUGGGGGAAAUUGCACCUGUGCUUCAAUCCCAGCAGUUCCACCUUACAGAGAUCCUUCGUUUAUUGGGCUCUGCUAAUCAGUUGGUGCAGAAGGAGCGUGCAGGGCUGGCAGGUUUGAGCUCCAGGUAUUGAUGCCUUGCUGCCUUUGUGAUGUCCAUUAAAUGGUGAUGCACAGGUUUAAGAAAAAUCACCUUUCACUGCACAGCGUUCAGAUUCUGCUUCGGUAUGUUCUGCUCUAUUUACUUGUCAUCCCGUGCUGGAGCUUGGGCGGCGUGAUUUAUGACUGAUUGCUGCUGAAAUAAAAUUAAAGUGGCUGUUCAGUUAUUUAAGAGCCAAUUAAGUUGGGUUUUAUUCUGAUGUAACAUUUCCAACAGAAGUGCAUAAAACCCAGCAGGCAGGGGGAAGGUGGACCAUUUAUCUCCUGCCUUUUGGUAACUUUCAGAGGCAGAGAAGCAUUCCCCUGGCAGUGUGUUAUCCCAGCUGUGGCUGUGCUGCCCCAUGGGAUGGGUGCUUCUGCUGAUGGUGUGCUGUGGGAUCCCCAGCCCUGGGCUGCUGUGGGGUUCUGCUUUUCCUGAUGUGUGACCAUUAAAAUGCAUCUCUUGCUGGUGAAAUGACAGUGGCAAUCCCAGCUUCGCUUUGGCAGUGUAACACUGUAGAUACCUCCUGUGGGUUACGGAGGCGCAGGCUGAGAUUAUUUCAAUAUUAAGGGUCUGGUUUGCUGUAUUUUUUUUAUUAAAAAUAUAUCAGAUACUGAUGCAGAUAUAAUUUUAUUUCUGCUAACCAGACAAGCCUGCACUCGUCAGCUCGCAGAUUGCAGCGUCUGUCUCUGUCAGGAUCACAGAUAGGGAGGAAAUGAUUUAUUCGAGUUUCCAGGGCUUAGAUAAAACCCUACCUGGUUGUGUGCAGAUGGUGCCCAGAGGAUAAUGCACAGCUCAGAUAUUUGUGUAAAGCACUGUGCCUUUGUACCAGCACCCACAUCUUCAAUACAGCAGUAAUAGGGAGGUUUCCACUGCUAUUGUACUAGCCUGUUUUAUUCAGGGGAUUGAAUUAAUUGCCAGGGGUAGAGCAAAUUGGUCCUUCAGCCACCCAAACAUGUCAAGGUGGGCAUUAGCCAGGUGCAGCCCUUGGUGCAGAUCCCACACAAACACAGUGCAGGAGCAGCCCCAUCCCUUCCUUCCACUUGCAAGAGUGCUGGGUGCCCCACUGCCUGGGUGUCCCUUUGGUGCUCCAUCUGGUUCUUGUGUCCCCCAUCUCCAGCUGGGUGCUCCAAGGGCUGUGGAGCAUUGCCUGGUUGAUCCUGGAGAAUGCCUCGUGCUUUGGGGUGUCAGUUAUUAGGGUGAUGCAGAGCAGGAGCAAGAGAACCCUUGGGUUUUGGGUGGGAGCUGGUGAUGGUGCAGUGUUUUGGGGGGUACCUUCACCUCUUUAUAAAAUGCUUUAGCAGUAUGUGGUAAGGCCAACUCUGGCAGUGGCACUAAUUCUCAAUAAAUGUUUACUAAACAUCGUUAAUGGAUUUAAAAUGUUUUUAGGAAUACUUAUUAGCCCUUCAGACUGGCUUGGUGAAGGGAGCCUGUCUCCAUGGGGGGCUGCCAUUUUAAUGCUUCCCAGCAGGAGGCCUAUUUGGAUGAUGCAAAUUAGGUUGGAAAAAGUAGGCUAAGCCAUUAAAAGUAUGAGAGAUCAUGAAAUGUAACAUUUUUAAGGUGACUUGUUCUUCUAAUUAUUAACAUUCUUGCUACCAUCCUUGAAGUAUGCCACUUUAUUUUCCUUAAUUCUCACAUCCUUGCCUUACUGCUGACAACCUCAGUGCUGUUUGCUCUUGCAGCCACUCCUCAAAAUGGAAGCUGUAGUCCAUUUGCUGUUUUAUCACCAGCAAGGUGCUUGGAAAUACCACCACGUGCUGCGUUUGGUUGUAUAAUUAGAAAUGCAGAUACAGACCUUUUUGUUGCUCUGUGCUUCAUUUUUUUUUUUUUUUUUCUGUUAACAUUAAUAGGAUCUGAAGGUUAAACUUCUCUUAUGUAAACUCUGGUUGUUUGCAGGAUGCUUAUUGGCAAGGUGAUUAAUUCUGGCAGUCAGAAAGGGAUUUGCCUGCAGGUGGGUGAAGGUGGGCACCAGUCCCUGCAAGGCUGGAUCCUGGGAGAGGAUGCACUGCCUUGGUCACCAGGAUGAGCUGUUAGGAGCUCCACUGUGCACAGCAAGGAUCAGGGAAGGAAACAUCUUUGUGGGACUUGUGGUAUCCCUAUCACACUUUGUUAUGCUUCCAAGAGCCUCCUGCUCACAUCUGACCCCAGACAUGUGCAGGAUGUGUAUCUGGCCCAUAUGCUGUGCUGCUGUGGCAUGCACUGAUGCUGUAAAGUCAGAGUUUACAGCCAUCCAGCCAAAGAUUGUGCGUGCAGAGCUCAGGAAGGCACCAGCAGCCGUUCCCACCUCACACAGCAAUGGAGAGGUCUCUGAAAGCUGUGGGGGAUCCCUAAGCCUGCUGCAGGGUGAGUGGGUGCCAGGCAGUGCUAACAAAGGACCUUUGGUAGAGCAGGGAUGGGCUGCUGGCAGCAGGGUGACAUGGAGCUGUGGCACACGAUGAGGCCCCAGUGCCCUUCCCCUACAGCUCCAGUCCUACAGCACUGCUGCAACCCAUCCUCAUCCUCUGCAUCUGUUCCUGUGGGCAGCCAGAGGGGCAGUGCUCCUGGUGCCUGCCAGCUCGCGAGUUUCAUUUAAUCCUAUUAAUUUUUAAUAGAAAAUUAAUAUUAAACUAGCUUAUUUCCAGCCUUUGUAGAGAUUAGACUCCAAUUUGUGUUUGCUUUGGAGAAGAGCAUUGAGUCCUGCAGGCCCUGGGGAUGUCUGGCUGCGGGGCUGUCAUCUCCAGCAGGCAGAUAGAAGUGCCCAGCCCUCCUUUAACGAUCUCCAGCAGAUGUGUUUCAGACAUGCAUCCCUAAACCGAGUGCUCUGCAGCAGGAUGGUGUUGGAUAAACUUAGGGAACUGGGGAUUUCCAGCUCAAGGUAUGGAAUGAGUGUGUUGUGUUGGUUAGCACAGAGCUGACCUGGCUGUUGUCUAGAGGAAAAGGCUUAGGGUUCAAUAGCAAUUUGAUGAGCACUUUGGUACAUAAUAAUAGAUGGGACUUAAAGUUUCUCUUAAUGAAGAAAGCAUGUUUUCCAUUGCCAUGUUGUCUGGAAGGUGAUAUGGCGGGGUUGCAGGAGGGACGUAGCCUCUGAAUCAGUAAAUAUGAAGGAGGAAGGCCUGCUGGGCAAGCUGAUGCUAUCUUUCUCUUUAAGAGAGGUUCUGGGAAGGUAAACUGCAUUCCUUCGCUCUUGCAGACUUUUUCAGUUGUUUUUUUUUCCUCCCAACCUCAGCCUGAUAUUAUCUUAUAAGUAAUCAUUGCAUCAUACUUGUUUUAUUCUCUACUGGGAAAUGAAAUAAUUGCUGUACACUUUUUAACGGGUAGCGUUUGGGAAGCCUGGUUAAUACUGAAAUGCAGGUGAGCAGAUCAACAGCUAUUGCAAUGCUUGUCUGUCUUGGAGCUUCCCUGGAUCCUGGUGGGCAGGAGGGGAGGAGGAGGAGGAGGCACAAGCAGCAGCCACAGCAUCGUGGGGCCUUGGGCUCCAUGGUAAAAGUAAAGCUGGCAGCCGUGAUGUGCCAUGCGCUCAGGUACCUCUCAUCUUUGGGAAUAUUCAGCCAGACUUUCCUUAUGAAGUAGUAUUAUAUGCUAUUAAUUAUUCAUUGCCAGUUUAAUUCUUCUUUCUUGCAUAUUUAAUUGCAAUAGCGUGCUGUAUGUCACAGUGAUUUCCCAGAAGAACACUUCACCAAAGGAAGGCCGUUCAGGUAUAUAGUCUUAAAUGAAAUGUGUCCGAGCUCAUUUUGUUGUUUCAUUUCGGAGCAGAAUAGGAUAUUGUCAGAUGUUUCUUAUGGGGAAGCAAUCACACAAAAUCAGGAUUUCGCUUAAUCUUUUCAGUGAAAUCCUUGGAGCUGAAAUAGCUGCUUUGAUUUUUGCUGGUGACGUUGGCAUUGUCUCGCUUGUUUGAUGAGGAAAAAUGCUUAAUGGGAAGGAGGACGUGAUUUUUGUUUUCUUCUCUGGGGGGGGGGUUAUAUUGAGGACUUUGGGAGUGCCAAUCGAUUCCUUUCAGAAGAUGAAGGAGGGGAAUAAGAUUUUCAUCGAGUUUUUUUCCAGCUAUCAGAGCAGUGCUGCGUGAUGAAGAAUUACAGUGGCUGUUUUUUAGAAGAUCAGGACUGGCUUUGAUGCUGGAUGGGAGAAAACACCGGGGAGGUGGGAAUUGCAGCUGCGUUCCCCGUGUGCUUUGCAUCGUCAUCGUGGAGCUGCUGGGUGUGGGUGAGCACUGAGCCCUGUGCUGGGCAGGCACAAUUGUUCUCUGCUGUUUGCUGCAGAGUUGAAACUUUUGAAAAAUGUGUUUGCACCGUGUCUGAGCUGGAGGAGAGAGGACAUAGCAGAGCCUGCUAUCUGUUUACUGCUCAGAUAAGGAGGUGGAAUAGAUUGCUGGCCUGUUUCUGAACUCUGCUUAAUGAAUGGUUGCUAGGCAAAUUGCAUCUCAAUCAGUUUAAUCCUCGAGAUGUCAUUUACAGGUCUGCUCUUUGUGAGGGCCGUGGCUGUGAUCUCACACACUGCACCAGGCCACAGAUUGCUGGCAAAGCAGCUCAGCAGAGCCCCAAAAUGCUUGGCAGGGACAGGAGGGCACUGGGUCAGCCUCACGUCGUAAUGCUUCAGUGCUGGCUGAACAGGAAGGGAAACAUUUCUCAAUGGGGACUGCACUGCUGCCUGGAUGGAAGGUAUUUAUAUUUGGGCUGAGUUGGCUGAGAGACUGAUGUGGUUUCAGGGUGUGUCCGUGGGACGUGACGCACUCUGGCUCAUAAGAGGUGGUGUUUAUUACCUGAUACGGGGCAGGGGGCUGGAAAUGGCCUCAGUGACCCCUCUGUGAUCAGGGAAGGGCUUGGGACUGCUGGAUCCAGUCUUCAGCUGCUGCAGUAGUGGACUUUCUCCCUCAGAAACAGGCGAGAACUGAUGACUUAAGUCUGCACCUCUAUACAUUGAGUUUGUGCUUUAGUCCAAAGGAGCAAGUUUCCUAACAUGGUUAAGCUUUAACAGUCUCUUUUUAUCAAAAGAUAACAAAAUAGAGGUUCUUACUGGUUUCCCACGACAGAGAUUAAUCUGACUGCGGUCAGAGCAUUGUUCUUUGCAUGGCUACACCUUCCUUUAGUUUCAGAUCUAUCCUCUUUAAGUGCUGUGUGUCAAGACACUGUAAAGGCAGACUGGAAAAGACUGGACUUGUUGAGCAGCAAAGGCAUUUUGGAGCUGUUUGUUUUGCUGUGCGUUGGUAUGAAAUGUCCUUUGUGUGGCCCAGUUACUAAAAGUGCCAGUGAAAGCACUUGGCAGCAUUUGCCUUGUUUGAAUGUGUGCAGCUUUUGUGUUGUUUGAGAAUACUGUUAAAAUUUUAGGAAAAGAUUGCAUUAAAACGUGCAGAGCAUAUGCAGAAUAUUCCCUUUUAGUCGCCAGCAAAAUGCCAGCAGUGCGUGCAUCUUGAGCUGGGGAUGGGAAGGGGGCUGCUGAACAGAAGACUCUGUGAUCAGAGUGCUUUUCAUGCAAAUGAAGAUAUUAUUUUUUUUUUACAUGCUGCUGAAUCAGGGCCUUGUGUAGCGAGUACAGCACAGAAGUGAUAAGAUCACUUUGUCAUAGCUUGAAAUUGUGCCCAGCGUGUCUUUCAGCCUGCUGAAACAGGCAAGGAACACUCUUGAUAAGGGCACAGCAAUAGCUUCUAGAACCCAGGCUGCACUCCUGCUCCUGUCCAGCUGGGACAUGCCAUGCCACCCAUGCACGUGCCCUUCCUGCUGCCUGAUUGUUGUCCUGAGAAGGACUAAAGCCUGUUGGCUUUCCUUUUGUAUUUAUUAGCUAAUAUCAUCCUUCCCUUUCAUGCUUAGAACCGGUUUGGUUUAAUGAGGACUGUUGCUGCCAACAAGCAAAUGGAUCUGCGUAGUUAAAUGGGUAUCUAAAUCUUCCCUGCAGAUGGGUAGUGCUCAGCAGCCUGGUGUGACCUUGGUAGAAGUUCUCCAGUGUGUUACUUUCCCUCUUUAUUUAUCACUCUUGCUGUGUAGCAGCUUUUCUUACGGAGAAGCAUCAGAGCUAUUGGAAAUCUGUCCUCUCUUCUCUUCCUCUCUCCAGAGACACCAUCAGCAUAACACCCAGGCUAUUUAGACUGAGGUCUGAAUAUUCUGCUUUGGCACAAUCAGGAGGCAUUCAGUAAAGGAAGGAGCAAGAUGGGAAGAAGCUUCGGAUUUAGGGCUGAGAUUUUUAGAUGCUUUUCAGUCCAUAAUUGCGAGCUGUCUUGGUGAGAAAGGUCAAAGAUUUCCUUCACACGAGGUGCCCCAGGAUGCGUGUUGAGCAUCCAUCAGAACAUACAGCACAAAAGGGAGAAAUAUGCUCAACAACCAUCAGAUUUCAGCACGGGGCUCUCCAUACUUCUAGUUGUUACCUGAAGAUUCUAGAAACAGUUCCUGGUCCUAUUUUGCAGUCUCCAAUUCUUGUCCUUUUCAUCAGGAUCUCCUUUUUAACCCCACACAUUCCUGGAGGGUUUCAGAGUGCAGGGGUGGAACGUUUUCCCUGGUUUUCUCAUGCAAAUUAUGGUAAGGAUUAUUCUGUAUUUAAAAUCUGGUUUAUACUGGCUUCUGAAUUUCAUUCAAAAUCAGCAUCUGGGGAGCUUUCUGAUCUCCUGUGUACAGCUGUUGUCAUCUGUUCAAAUGACUUCUGCUUAAUUUUUAGCGAAGGGCAAAGAGCUCCAUCAUUCCAGCCCAGAGGAAAUGGUUCACCUACUGCAGUUAGAAGUUUCCCCAAGCACACAGCUGACCCAGCAGGUAUUUGUAAUCCUUUCUGUCAGGAAGCGUGGCAGUCACAGGUAUCUGUUUAUUCUCUGCUGUUUGGGACCUGCAGUUGUGCUUUGCCUCGUUCCCCUGUGCUGAACAUAGAUCUGAGCAGCUGCUCUGGGCAGAAUCCCCCCUCCUUGUCCCCAAGCAGCAUAGAGCCCUCCUGGAGGCUCCUCACACACUGCUGCUUCUCACUGUCAGAUCUGGGUGCAGUCACAGAGGGAGUACCAGGUUAUGUACCCGAGCAGCCGUUACAUUCUGAGUGUGUUUCCUCUCAUUUGCCAGGAGCUUUCUGCUCUGCUCUUUGCUGGAGACUCACAAUGUGUGCCCUUGGCUGGGUACAUGCUUCCUGUGUCUUUCUUGCUUUGAAAUGGGUUCCUGUUGCUCUUUGGCAGGCCCUGAAGCAGCGAUCUGUGGAAAGAGCACAUUCAGAGCUAGAGUGACUUUACCUCUUUGUUUUCUCUCUUUCUUCAGGCCUGUAUGGGAUCAGCUGGUCCCACAUUAUGUGUGAAGUAGUUAAAAUUUAGCCUGCAUCUGUAGGAUGUGAUUUCUUCUCCCCCCGCCCCCAGUUGCUUUGAUCAAAUCAAAAUAUAAAAGCAGCGCUUUCAUUUCUGGUUUUGUAGUUUCAAAGACAAUCUCUUGACAUGCUCUAGCAGUCCAGACCCGAGUCCUUUUCUUCCUUCAUCCAAAGACACACUGUGCCUUGCACCUUUCUCCAUAUCAGCAGUUAGGAUCUGCGUUGGCUUUUAUCUGAAUCAAAAGACAAAUGGAAGAGGGCAGGACACUGCAGGAAUGGGAAGCAGACGUACACGUGCAAUGGAAAUAUGUAAUCCUUACAUUCAGGCUACCAUAUGGAGUGCAGGCCAAUUUCUGUAUUGGAUAUUUGUAGCCUGUGCUUCCAGAAAUGUGAGUUUAGAUUUCAGGCUUUGAAGGCUGGCUAAUCCCCCUAGCAGUUAAUACCAACAUAGCAUUCUGUGAUGUCAAGCCUUUCCUUCUAAAUGCUGGGUUGGCUUUUUUUCUUUCUUUUUUUUUUUUUUUUUGCAUAUGUCAAAUACACAAAGCAACUCUCCAUUUGAGAAAUUAGCAUUCAGACACUCUGUAAGCACUUUAUUUUUGCUUGCUUUGUAUGCAGCUGAACUCAUGUCCAGGCUGGUAGUCGCUGAGCUUCCACUUCUCCACGUGUGUCAGUGCUGUCUGGCCACAAACUUGGUCCGGUGUCCUAAAAACACACUUGUAACCCUCAUGCUGGAGCAGCACAUCUGCAGACCUACUGCUGGGGUGAGGAUUGCCCUAAAAAACCUCUUCCUCAGCAAGAUGAGCAUUCUGGUCAUUGCCAUCUUGUCAAAAUCCAAGUUGUGUCUGACAGCAUUUGUAGGUUUGGGAUAGGCGUUGCUUUUUCAGAGUUGGAGCUCUUGAAGGAAAGCUACGUUAAGGAAUCAGAUUCAGCUAUUCAAAGCAAGUUGAUAAAUUGCUUUUCAUUAAGCGUCGAGUGCCAAGGGGUUCAGUAUGUGUUCCAAGAGCAAAAUACAUUAAUUACAGCUUCUGUAGAGCAUUUAUCAAUCACACGGUUAUAAACAGUACUAAUGCAGCUAAUUGAAGGUUGAAAAAUUUACUUUUUAGAAUUCGUUGACUGGCUUGGUUACUCUGUGGUUGGAAAAGCAGUGGCCUGGGUAUGAAGAACAGCUACAGCUGUGUAUCUCUGUCCUGUCUGCAAUUCAUUUGCUGCACCUCACUGUGCAAAAAACAAAUGUGUGUGUGUUUUUUUGUUGGGGGUGAUGUGUUUGUGGCUGCUCAGACCACUGGGUGAGAUUGCUCUGCAGUGUUUUGCUGGGCCUGCAGGCAGGGAUCUGUGGUUCCAGCACUGUGCAGAGCCUUUGAGCACCUUGCAUAACUUGUGUUGCUCUCCCUGUCAUUGUUUGAGCAGCUGGCAGUGCCACUGGCUGGUUGUGCUUGUUGGAAAAGCACGGAGCAAAGCACAGACUUCUUUGCUGGAGCACAAAAAAAGAACCUAUUGCUUGCAGUGAGAUAACCUUUGAGUUUCUUGGUGAGGGCAGAGUUCUGUGUCAGUACGCCCCAGCAGGAACCAGCACCUCACCUGGAGCUGGGAAGAAAAUGUCUUCCUGGGCACAGCAGAGUCUGUCUGUCUGUGCUCUGUGUUCCCCUGGCAGCUCGUCUUGUGCCUGUAGUCACAGAUGAAUCUCCAAGCUGCUUUGUCAGGGUCCAGCAGAACCUCUGUGUCCUACCAAGGGACUCAUGCACAGCCAGCACAGCCCGAGCACAGACCCCACGUGUUCAUCCAGCACCGUCACAUCCAGCCCUGAGUGAGUCACUCCUCCUUGUCUCAGUAUGAGAGCUCUGCUCCUUGUUUUGCAUGUUCAUCCUGCCUUAUCUUAUUUGCAAAUAUUUUCUCAUUUUCAAGGGAAUCUAUUUUUAAAACGGGAGUUGAAACACAUUUUUCAGUCUCUGGCACAUCUGGUUUGUUGUUUGUGUGUUGUGGAUAGGCAAAAUAUGUUCAAAGUUGGCUCUGAUAAAGUAUUUUUUUUAAAUAAUCAGCUUGUAAUAAAGGAAAGGAACCACUUUCCUGCUCGGGGAACUGUCAUAAUCUCUAACUUCUAAUGAUAUUUUAAAAGGAAAAACUGUCAUUCUUCUGUCACGUGCAGCUAUAAGGAUUUCUGUAAGUGAUGAUUAAGACUUAAGUCCUGGGCUCUUCUAGGGGAAGUGUGGAAUGAGAGAAGAUAACGGUGGAGGUGAUCCAGGCAACAGAGAGGGAAGUAUUUCACGUUCCUGAGUGCCCAGGCACUCAGUAAAGCUUCCUACUCCUCUACAAAGCAGUGCAGGGCAGGAGGAGGUGUCAGGAGAUGCUGCAGCUGAGUGUGCAACGAGCACACAGCCCAUGCAGCUCCUUGGUGGGGCAGUAAGUGCAGAACAAUGACCUCACCUUGCUCCCAGCCACCUGAACACAUAGGAGUGCAGCACACACGUGCUGGUGCUGAGCUUGCAGCUGCUCUGGGAAGGGGAUCUGUGCAUAACAGGGUUUCUUAUCACUGAGGGCAGAAGGAAGCUGUGCGUGAGAACGGAGAAGGGCUGUUGGUGGGAGCGGUGCCUCAUUGCUGGGCAUCCUUUCUCUCUCUCCUAAAUGCAGAUUUAUGCACUGUGAAACAGAACUAAAAUACAUCCCAGACUGUUUCUGCAUCCCUAUUACCCACCCAUACAGCACUGAAAACCUCAGAGUUGGAGGUUACCAUAUAAAAGGCGAAGGAAAAUUAAUUAAAGGUCAGAGUGCUUCAGCAUAGUAAAAAUUCAGAGGAGGCAAAUUCAGAGUUAUUCAAAUCGCUUUGAAUACGGGCAGGCUGAUUUUCCUAUUUCUUGCUUAAGUUCCCAUAGUGUAAGUAAUCUCCCUCUGUCUCAUAACUGACCACGAGCGUAUGUGUUUCAAGCACUGCCAGAAAUGCUCCUUUGAAGCUGUGGCCAGGCACUGCAGAUGUCCCAGCAUGUCUUUUCUGCAUCUUUCCUGCCCUUCGAAGAGAGCUGCCACACCUGGCAGGACCUCCUCCUGGUUGCCUCGUCUAUCAGCUCCCUCCACAUUGCAAAACAGGGAGUUAAAUCUAAAAAUAGGCUUAAAAAGAGGUGAUAGGCUUUGAGUAAAGUAAAAUAAGCCACCGAUUUGGGUCAUGAAAGGGAAUUUAUAUCACUAGUUCUCUGUUCCAGCUUUCUCGAGCUAAAAUUCUGCUUUGACACAUGAGAAGGAAGAGCAGCAGCAGUGAGUAAAUGGAGUGGAGGAGUGCAGUGUGGUCUGAUUCCAGUUCCUCCCCAGAUUUUGACCUUGGAAAUGUAAUGUGAGAUGUCAAGGUGGUAUUGAAUGUUCUGCAGUUGAAUUUAUCUCCGUAGUAUUCUUCAGUGGUUGAAAGCUGUCUGCCCACUGCUAUCCAUUUAGAAUGGAGCAAGCGUGGCAUGGGCUGAUUAAACUCCACAUCCAAAAUGACGUCAGGAACCCAUGAUGAGCCAGAUACAUCCUGUCUGCCCUGUCAUAGGCUAGCUCCAUAAUCAUGAGACCGAUCUUGGAACAUAAAUCUGGUCCAGAACCCCCUUAAGCUUUUGCAGAAUGAGUUGUGAGCAAUUUUUGCCCAUUUCAGUGCGCUCGUGUGGCUUUAGUCACGUGUGUGAAGUGCUUUGCUCUGCUUUGGUGCAGGACAGCAUGUUAAUAAUUACAAUUGGAAGGAAGUUCUGAAGCAGUCCGGCGAGGAUGACUGCUGCUUUCUGGUCUGUUGGGUAACAAUUGCCAAACACAAGCAGGUGAAGCAGCAGCAGUUAGAAGUGGGGCUCGCUUCUCCAGCCACCAGCAUGGCCUGGGCACGGGCAGCAGCUCAGUUCUUGGCUGAGGACAGCCCUGCUGGUGGCUGUAUCAGCCCAGCUAACGAGCAGCGUGCGAAAUCAUGCUGUGAUUGGGCUGUUAUAGUGCUAGCAGUUUCAUUUGCAAAGUGCAGGCAGAAGCAGGCUUCUUGCCAGCAACAGCUUCAUUCAGAUUAGGGCUUUAGUUCAAUUAUGUCCAAUUAACUUUUAUUGCAGAUAGCAGUGAUAAUUACUUGCAAGUCAAUUUUUUGGCUGUGGUUAUCCCAGGGCUAAAGUCUGAGCUUGAUGGAUUUUAAUAACUGCAGUGACGUCGAGCUUUUCCUCUUUUUUUCUUCUUUAGGCCUCAAUUAGAUGAAAGGUCAGAAGCUAUGUAAAAACCCAUCGUACAAUUAAAGCCAACUGUUCUGCUCUCAGCAGAUGUGUAACGCUGUGGUUUAAAAUAAUCUGUUGGGACCAACCUAAAAACAGCUCUUCAGAGCUGGGGAUCGUAACCUUGAGCUGUGCUGCUUCUCCCAGGAGUGGGUCUGAUAGAACUGAUGUUGCCUUUCUUCCUGCACUUCAUCCUGCUCAAAUUGCUCACCUGGAAGCCUUCAGUGGCAGUCUUUGGGCAUGAGGAGUGUGCUGUGAGCACUGUGCUGAUCCCCCAAGGCUUCUUCAUUUUCCCCCUUGCCCUGUGAGCAGAGCUCUGCUCAGAGCAGAGCACGUGCAUGUAAAUCCUCCCUGCUCUCCCCUCCGAACCGUUGGAUUUUGCUGCCUGAGUUAAGUUAUAAAUGCAGGUCAGCCCCAAAGGCAAAACGGUUUAUGAGCAAAAUCAUAGUUAAUUAAACUGCACGAAGCAGAAAUUGAUUCUGAUUAAAACUGUUGCAGGGCUCUGCUAAAGGUCCACCCGAGCACAGAGAGCCAGGAGGCACGGCGCUGCUGGAUGCUGACGGAGCACUGCACUGCUCCCCGUUGUUCAGUCUUCCUAAUUCCUGAUCCCCCCAAUACACUGAAGCUGCUGUGAUUGAUUACCAUUACAGAUUGCCUCUCCGCACGUUAUUUUGCAGUUUUCCAUUUUUAAAACAUUAAGAGAUGAGCUGCCAGCUGGUGUGGUUAGUUCAUUGUGCUCCAGGAACCAGUGAGAUUCUGUCUGGCUCUUCUGCAGCCCCAAGCAGGCACACAUUGCGGUAAGUGUGCAGGGAGCAGCUGCUGCCAGGGUGCUCCAGCUUGGUGUGAACCAAUUUGUAAGCCCUCUGUAUUUAGGUUACUUUGAGAGAGGGAAAAGGAAUGAGUCUCGUUUGGUCUCAAGCAGCCUGCUGGGGGGUAAAUGAGACACCGAGGUUCCCCUGGAGCAUGAAGGUUGCCCUGGAUUCACUUGUGUUUCCUGGCAAGCUGCAGCAAACAUUUAUACCAAAGAAACCUUACAACCCAUCUUCAUUUUUUUGGGUUUGCUUGCAGCAUUUAUACAUGCUGACCCCAGGUUGUGCAGCCCAUGUUCAGGGUUUGCCACCAAUCCCAUCAGCAAUGAUGGAAUCCCACGCAGCCGCCUCGUGAGUAAGGAGGAGCAGCAGAGCAGAGCAGUUGGCUGCAAGCACUGGGCAGCACCUCCCAGCUCACAGUGCUAAAAGCAUGGAGCAGUUUGAGCUUUCCUUUUGUGUGGGGAGCUGCUGCUGCUCCUGCCACCCCCAGUUUGGUGAACAGGCCUGCAGUUCAUCUCAGAAUUUCAACCACGUCUGUUUACUUUCAUGAAUCUAACUUUAGACUUUGCCAGCUUGCUUUCGUCUCAACCAGCCUGGUUUCCCAUCUUUCACUGGCCGGGGGUGGUCUGUGAGGAGUGUUUCCUUUGUGUGCUUUCCCUGUAAGGCCUCAGACACUCCUGUGUGUAAAAACUUGGCAGUGACUCUCUGUAUGGGGUCUGUUUAUAUAACGAUAAAACUGUUAGUGCAUGAGACGCUUCCUACUAGCGCCGAGUUGCUUUACACCUAGGCUUUAUUCUGCCUUUUGAAGGUCCCUCCUGGCAUGGGAUCUGGCAGAGGCAAGAUGGAACUUUGAAUACCAGCCAGCAAAUUCUGUAUGUUUUUAUAGAAAUAGGUUCAGUGCAGAAAGGCAGUGCUGUGGAGAAUGGCGGAGGGCUUCUCUGCCACCCGUGAACCCUAAGUCGCUCUCUGCAGGAUGCCUGGAGCAGAAAACAGAAUCACACAGUCAGGUUGGAAAAGAUCUCUCAGAUCCCUCCUCCCUACCCCACCGUGCCCACUGACCACGGCCCUCAGUGCCACAUCCCCACGGCUCUGGGACACCUCCAGGGGUGGGGACUCCCCCCUUUGGUUCAUAGCUUUUCAAAUGCAUUUGUGGUCAGCUACUGAGAUAGCAGUUUUGAGAAGAUACGAAUAGAGAACAAAAAUUGGAGCACAGUUGUAAUUAUAAUAUGGAAUUCAGUGAUGGGAGUGUGGUCAGCACUUCUGUGCAAAUCUGAAUUCCUUUUUUUAAUGCUCAGCAGUGACCUAGAUGGCAUCAAUUUGCUUAUUGCAUAUCAGGCUCAGAGAAUGAAUUCAUGCUUCCACUUUACAUAGAUUUAUUAUUUUUUUUUUAAAGGCAGAUAUUUCCUUAAAAAACAUUAUUGCCACCUCAAUCCUUUCUGAACCUUUGGCAUCACCUAAGAUGAUGAUACAUGAUGUCUGCAAGAGCAGCUCACUGGUGCAGGUGUGUUUCUCACAUGGUGACCUGUAUCUCUGCAUGCAGCAGCACUGUUACUUGGGGAGGUGAGGGCAAGGAGAAGGCAGCUGAUAUCUCCAGCAUGGCUCACUUGGAGACUUGGAGCCCACGUUGGCUUUGUUGCUGGUACAGCAGUUCGUACACCGAUGGUGGGAGCGGCGCUGUGUGGUGAUAGCUCAGGAGUUUGGGUGCUUUGGUUUGAGGUUUGGUGCCAGAUGUGCUGAGCUACAGAUGGCAGAAACUCCCUGCUCCCCGUGGUGGCUUCCUUACCACCUGGAACAACCAGCUUUGAAUCCAAAGGCAGACUUAUGGGUUAGCCAUGUGCCAGACAGCAGAGGAAAGCAAGGCAGGUAUUUGAGUUUUAAUCAAGGUAUUUGAGUUUUAACGGAGAUAUUUUAGUUCUAACCCACUUCUCAUUGCUGUCCCCAGAUGCGGAGGUGACGUGCAUCUGUGCUUGGUCAGGUCUUCAUGCAGCAAUGGCUCUCUGCCUUUCUUUUCUCUGUUCCUCCUUGUAUUAUAACUUUGAAUUGUCUCUCUGU
Messenger RNA from Phasianus colchicus (ring-necked pheasant), 16944 nucleotides. NCBI's taxonomy places the organism in Eukaryota, Metazoa, Chordata, Aves, Galliformes, Phasianidae. The record is from RefSeq and is a predicted model, not a curated record.